Messenger RNA from Verruconis gallopava, 1485 nucleotides. RefSeq lists its product as uncharacterized. Bases 274 to 1101 code for a protein of 275 amino acids. Lineage: Eukaryota; Fungi; Ascomycota; Dothideomycetes; Venturiales; Sympoventuriaceae. The record is from RefSeq and is a predicted model, not a curated record. The transcript has 2 exons.
CCAACUUCGGAAGUUUGUAUAGCCUUUUUCGCUGAGAGUGCUGUCGCUCCGGAGUAUCGAGGUUGAUCGGGGCUGUUGCGUGCGCGGCUGAACGUCUCCGCCCCGAGCGAGUCCAAGAAUGGAAGGGUCAGGAGAUAUGGAGUUGGAACGACGGGAAGACGUCGUAAGAGGGAUGACAUGUUGGUGACCUGUUUGCUGCUGUGCACUGCAGUCAGCAGCAAUUGAAAUUCAACCGCUAAGCUGGCUUCCAUAUACGACUACAAUCUUGAGCAUAUGUCCCUAGCGGACUACUACAAGAGUUUCAAAAUGUAUCCUGCUUCGCAAUCAUAUAAGCCAUAUCAUGACGUUUCGUCGGAAGACGCGUCCGACCAUGGCGAGGAGGAAGCCUUCCUCGAGAAGCCAAACGGGAGCCAGAAGAAACAGUCGCGUUAUCGACGGUGGUUCUCCAGAUUCGGCUGUUGCCUGAUCAACGCCUCCGUCGCUUCCUGCAUCUUCAGCGCCAUAACGACCUUGCUCGUCCUGGUCCUACUUUUGGUGUCGACGAAGGGGGAGCCUCUGAAGAUCAUCAAGGAGUCCGCCAAGACGGCGUUCAUGGGCCACAAGGAAGCGGUUCCGCUCCACGGUCACGGUGCUCACGAUCACGGCUCAGCUCAUGCCAACGCUGGUCUCGUCUCGUGCGGCAGCUCGCCGGCGGAAGCAAAGGCUAUGGGAUGCAUCUUCGAUGUCAUGUCCUUCGCCUGGACGCCACCGCAAUGCUAUGACCACGAGACCUCGCAGAUGUAUCUGAAUCGUAACGGCCCCUGGAUCUUCUACCUCGAUCACAACGCCACCCAGCCGCUGGAGUUCGACACCCUGUCUGAGCAUGAAGUUGUGUGGACAGAGCACAGCUACCACAUUGUCCACUGCUUGUACGCUUGGGAGCGAGGACACAUGGCUAUGAAUAAGGGCAAAGGCACGCUCAUUCCUAGCGAGCUUGGAAGCAUCGACCACACGAGGCACUGCGUUGAUCUUCUUGACGACGUCGGAGAAGCCGCCGCGCCUGCCAAGAAGGUCAACGCCAUCGCCUACCUCGUGUACGAUAGCUGCAGGGAGCUCGAGUAGCUUCCGUUGCAGCCGUUGCAGCUGUCGGGUUGGCUGUGGAGACACGGAGAAAAGUCUAUAGGGUGAGGUUGUCCCAAAGUGGAGCACGCGCGCAGCGGUGGCAUACUGAGUCGAGAAAGUAAAAAAUACGGCUUCACGUAGCAGAGGGAAGGAAGAUGCCGUUGCCGUUUCCUCGAUCAACGCUGGGUCUGCGAUGUCCGAUCGGGGGGUGGUGCAUGCUCACGGCUGUUUAAGCGCCGUUGGCGUGUAACCACCACCAUGCAGCGACGACACGGCGGAGGCGUGGUUUUGAUUUGUUCUUGUUUUUGCUCACGGUCAGUUAAGCGAUGCAGCUAGAAUAUUUUAAUGCGCAUAGUUGCGUUGAAAAAAAAAAAAAAAAAAAAA